AUGUUGUCUGAGUUGGAAACACGACCGGUUCUUGGUAAUAACGAGGGGUAUUAUGGUGAUGAAUUGGAGAAAGAAAUAGGGAUGUUGCUUCGCGACCAACGGCGACAAGAGGGCGGGCGACAAGAAGGCGAUGAUCGUGAUCGCGAACGGGAGCUUAAUAUAUAUAGGAGUGGAUCAGCUCCACCUACUGUGGAAGGUUCUUUGAGUGCAGUUGGAGGAUUGUUUGGCGGGGGUGUUGGUGGUGGUGGUGGAAGUGGUGCAGCUGGUUUUUCGGAUUUUGCUGGGAGUAAGGAUGUCAAUGGAGUUGUUUCGGAGGAAGAGCUUAGGUCGGAUCCAGCUUAUCUUUCGUAUUAUUAUUCGAAUGUGAAUUUGAAUCCUAGGCUUCCACCUCCGUUGUUGUCGAAAGAGGAUUGGAGGUUUCAGCAAAGACUGAAAGGUGGAAGCUCGGGUGUAGGUGGAAUUGGAGAUAGGAGGAAAGGUAAUAUGAGUGAUGAUAAUGGUGGUAGGGCAAUGUUUUCGACGCCGCCGGGUUUUAACUUUAGGAAGCAAGAAAGGAAUGAGGUGGAUGCUGAAAAACCAAGAGGCUCGGCUGAAUGGGGUGGCGAUGGUCUUAUUGGUUUACCUGGCUUAGGGCUUAGGAACAAGCAAAAGAGCCUUGCAGAGAUUUUUCAGGAUGAUAUGGAGCAGAGGCCUUCCUUCUCGUCCACAGGCCUUCCUUCUCGUCCAGCAAGUCGUAAUGCAUUUGAUGAAAAUGUUGAUGUCUUAAAUACUUCUGAAGCAGAGUUGACUCACGUUCAAGGAUCAUCUGCAACACAAAAUAUUGGUCUACCAACUUCAUAUUCUUAUGCUGCUGCUCUAGGAGGGUCUUCACUGUCAAGAAGCACUACUCCUGAUCCACAACAUGUUGCAAGGGCUCCUAGUCCAUGCCUCACACCUAUUGGUGGAGGGAGAAGUGUUGCUUCGGACAAGAGAGGGAUGAACUUGUCAGCAGGUGAUGAAAACCAUCUGCCAUCACAAGUUGAAUCAGACGUUGAUAAUCAUCAGAGAUACCUUUUUGGCGGUAUGCAGGGUGGUCAAGAUCAUGCAAAGCAACAUGCAUAUCUAAAAAAAUCUGAAUCAGGGCAUUUGCAGAAUUCGGUUAAGAGCAGGAGUGGAUCGGAUCUCACUAAUCUAUCUCUGCAUCGGCAGGUUGAUCUGCAAAACUCAUCCGCUCCUUCAAAUAACUCGUAUUUCAAAGGAUCGCCUACCUCCCAUUUUAGCGUAGGAGGUAAUUUGCCUGCUCAGUACCAGGGUAUUGAUGGUAUGAAUUCGUCAUUUACUAACUAUGGCGUAAGUGGUUAUGCCGGAAAUCCCGCUUUGACAUCCUUGAUGACUAACCAAUAUGGCACCAGUAAUUUGCCACCCUUGUUUGAAAAUGUUGCCGCAGCAUCAGCAAUGGCAUCCCCAGGAAUGGACUCGAGAUUUCUUGGAGUUGGUUUGGCUUCUGGAGCUGGUUCUCCUUCUGAUGUGCAUAGCCUUGGUCGGAUGGGAAAUCAAAUUGCAGGGGGCGGUCUUCAGGCUCCGUUUGUUGAUCCGAUGUAUCUUCAGUACAUGAGGACAUCUGAAUAUGCUGCAGCACAACUUGCUGCUCUUAAUGACCCGUCUGUGGACAGGAACUACUUGGGCAAUUCAUACAUGAAUUUACUCGAGCUUCAGAAAGCUUACCUUGGGUCUGUCCUCUCGCCUCAGAAGUCACAAUACAAUGUACCACUGGGUGGUAAAUCAGCAAACUCCAAUCACCAUGGUUAUUAUGGAAAUCCAGCAUAUGGGGUUGGGUUGUCUUAUCCAGGAAAUCCGAUGGCAAACUCUGCUUCUCCAGUUGCGUCUGGAAGUCCCAUCAGACACAACGAUCUAAACAUGCGUUUUGCUUCUGGAAUGAGGAACUUAGCUGGGGUCUGGAAUGGGAACUUAGCUGGGAACAUGGAUGAAAGCUUUGCUUCUUCUCUGUUGGAAGAGUUCAAGAGCAAUAAAGCCAAGUGUUUUGAGCUCUCUGAAAUUGCUGGACAUGUUGUUGAAUUCAGUGCGGAUCAAUAUGGGAGCCGAUUUAUUCAACAGAAGCUUGAAACAGCAACUACAGAAGAAAAAAACAUGGUUUAUCAGGAAAUCAUGCCACAUGCUCUUGUUUUGAUGACUGAUGUCUUUGGUAAUUAUGUGGUUCAAAAGUUUUUUGAGCAUGGACUUGCACCCCAGAGAAGAGAAUUAGCCAACAAGCUUCUUGGCCAUGUCCUGACACUUAGUCUUCAAAUGUAUGGUUGUCGGGUCAUCCAGAAGGCCAUUGAAGUUGUUGAUCUGGAUCAGAAAAUAGAGAUGGUUCAAGAGCUCGAUGGUAAUAUCAUGCGCUGUGUACGUGAUCAGAAUGUUGUGACACUCUCUACCCAUCCAUAUGGUUGUCGUGUGAUACAAAGAGUACUGGAGCACUGCGAAAACCCUGCAACACAGCAGAAAGUUAUGGACGAGAUUUUAAGUUCUGUUAGUAUGUUAGCUCAGGAUCAGUAUGGCAACUACGUUGUUCAGCAUGUACUGGAACAUGGGAAGCCUCACGAGCGUUCUACUAUAAUAAAGGAAUUAGCAGGGAGGAUAGUUCAAAUGAGUCAACAAAAGUUUGCCUCCAAUGUUGUGGAGAAAUGCUUGACCUUCAGUGGUCCUUCAGAACGCCAAAUACUAGUCAGUGAGAUGCUUGGAACCACGGAUGAAAAUGAGCCUCUUCAGGCAAUGAUGAAAGAUCAGUUUGCAAAUUAUGUCGUCCAAAAGGUGCUGGAAACAUGUGACGACCAUCAACGUGAGCUGAUUCUUUCGCGAAUCAAAGUUCAUUUGAAUGCAUUGAAAAAAUACACUUAUGGAAAGCAUAUUGUUGCACGUGUAGAGAAACUCGUUGCUGCUGGAGAAAGAAGAAUUGCUGCUCAGACACCACAACCUGCUUAG
Molecule: messenger RNA, 2961 nt
Organism: Vicia faba (fava bean)
Lineage: Eukaryota; Viridiplantae; Streptophyta; Magnoliopsida; Fabales; Fabaceae
Source: the annotation of a GenBank genome assembly